This is a messenger RNA of Vanderwaltozyma polyspora DSM 70294, 435 nucleotides long. It is a transcript of the gene TMA17, whose product is annotated as Tma17p. The record is from RefSeq and is a predicted model, not a curated record. The transcript has a single exon. Gene Ontology annotation, molecular function: protein-macromolecule adaptor activity. NCBI's taxonomy places the organism in Eukaryota, Fungi, Ascomycota, Saccharomycetes, Saccharomycetales, Saccharomycetaceae. Gene Ontology annotation, biological process: proteasome regulatory particle assembly. Bases 1 to 435 code for a protein of 144 amino acids.
AUGACAAGUGCAAGUGGGGUUAGAAGACCUAUAAUUAUUGAAGAGUUUAGAACUGCUAUUAGAGAUAUGGGAACUGAUGAAUUGAACACAAUUAGAGCUGAGAUUGAGAAUAGUGUCAGACAUUUGGAAAGAUCCAAUAAACGGUUGGAAAUGUACGUGGCAAAAUUAAUGGGGGAACCUCAUGAAGUAGACAACGAAUAUUUGGAUGAGAAUGAAAACAUCAAUAUGGAUGAUUUGAAGCUGUUCCAAGAAUCUAUUAGGGAAAACAACAUUGUCUUGUCCAACCAUAGAGAUAGAUUAGAAGCUUUAAACCAAGAAACUAUAUACAGAGUAUCUGGUACCUCCAAGAACAUUAAUGGUGUAGUAAAUAAUAAUGGGAAAAUGGAUAUUGAUUCAGAGAUGGAAAAGAGUGCUCCUAGCAGCAUCUAUUUAUAA